CCCUCCUCCGUGUCGAGGCGGUCGAGAGAGAAGCGCCUGCCCCUGCAGGAACACCGGCCCGGGAUCCCCGUCCCCGUCCGUACCAUUUCGAGUCACUGGCUUGGACUGGCCUGAUAGCGAGUCUCGAAAACCCGUAGCUCGUUUACCAUCCACCACGUAUUGACGUUUCGUCCGCGAACCGACCACUCGUUUCGUUCGACCAUGCUCGCGUCGAUCGUAGCCGAAAGCCUGCGACUCUGCGGUGCCCUCGAGUGUUAGUGACGCCAACGUGAUCCUCGAGCAUCGUUCGCGCGUGUGAAUCGGUUUCUGGUGCGGACGAAAACUCGGAGUUCGUUUUCGAGCAACCUUGGGUUAUUCGUUGUUACGGACAGGACACGAUGCGGUGAUUCGUGAGAUCUGUUCUGGACAUUUCUGCUCCGUCUUGCAGUCCCUAUCUUUCGGGGAGCGGCUCAAGGAUGACAGGCACGCAACGGCGGAGGGAACAGUGGGAGUUCUGAGAGCGGUUUCCGUGAUGCGAGAGAAACUGGCUGGAACGAUGACCACGGGCGACCAGCGGGAAAUACCAUGACGGUGCAUCGUUGAAAGCAAAAACUGCGUGGAAAAGUCGAGCGGCGUGUAGUGUUUGAUCGCGCGUGAAAUCGAGAUGAGUUGGUCGACUCAAAGGGUGCCGGCACCCGUGAGCUGAACCAUCGUGACAUUUCGGACAAGACUCUUCUGGCGGUUUCGAUGACCGCGAAAGGAACGGUGAACGGUGCUAUCGCGCGUCCGCGUGCUAAAUCAGCGUACAGUGACAAAAUUAACUCACGUUAAUCAACGAAACGUCGACGGGUUACUUGUUCCGUAAAUGAGUGAAACGUGAGGGUCGAGGGAGUCUAUGAACUCAAUUCAUCAGUUCCGUAACUGUUUGUCGAUUCGCUUCGUUGCUUCGGAAGAUCGAGGUUGGAUCUGAAGAUCCCUCUUGCGGAAUGUGUACGACGGAAAUGACGGAAUCGUACACGAUGUCACCGUCAACGACGGUGUCUUCCAGCGCCACGACGCCAGGUUGCCUGGGAUCGCCUGCUCACCGACGGACACCUUGCAGAGGCUCUCCCGGUCGAGGCGACGCCCAGGACGACGAGGACGAGAUCUCCGUCGGUUGUCCGAGUCCUUUGCCCCUCGUGGUCGUCACUCCCAGCGCGGAAGAGGACGAAAGAUUGUCUCAAUCGAGGGAGGAGUACUCGGACAGACUCAGUCCGCGGAGGAGCUACCCGAGGGACUCGGUGAUCGACGACGACGACAGCUACUCCAGAAGCGGCGACUACAGGACGUCGAACGGCAGGAGCGGCGGUGAUUCCGUUACCACGUUGAGGGAGGACGAAGACGACGACGAGGAGGAUGACGAGGAGCUGAACAGCAGGACCAGCAGUAACGGAGCCUCGGCAGCCGGUGCCACGGACGACUACUUCAAGCCUCUGAAACGUCUGAAGAUGGUGCAGAUGCAGCACUCGGACGAAGAGGACGACAGGGACCGCGAGAGCAACGAGCGAGGGGUCAAGUCUUUCAGUAUUCUGGACAUUCUGUCGCACAGACCCAAGGCGAAGAUCGUGCGCCCCUGGGACACGGUCGAGUCGAACCUCAAUCACCAUCAUCAUCGUCACCAUCUUCAUCAGCAGCAGCAGCAGUCGCAUCAGCAUCACCACUUGCAUCAUCAUCAUCAUCACAAUCAUUCCACCGCGCCCAGGGACCUGUCCUUGAUGGGCAUGUCCUUGGCGUCCAUGUCUGGCUCCAUCAGCGAGCCGCCCCUCAGCAGUUCGUCCUCCUCCGGGAGAAGUUCCGUCUCCGAUUCCGGAAGUCCGGACCCUCUGGCUCAUCACCAUCACGGUCUCCACCACGGCAUACACCCUGGUCUCCAUCACGCGGCGUUGCAGCAGCAACAGCAGCAGCAGCAGCAACAGUUUAAAAGGAAAACCGCGCAGCAGCACAGCUCGCAGAGCGGACACCACGGGAAAAGGACGACGGGUCAGGGAAGUCCCCUGGACGCUUUGUUCCAAAUGACCAGCAAAACCUUCGACGCCGGCGAGCACAGUCAAGGUUGUUCAAUACCUGUGGUCACGUUGAGGGAGGACGAAGACGACGACGAGGAGGAUGACGAGGAGCUGAACAGCAGGACCAGCAGUAACGGAGCCUCGGCAGCCGGUGCCACGGACGACUACUUCAAGCCUCUGAAACGUCUGAAGAUGGUGCAGAUGCAGCACUCGGACGAAGAGGACGACAGGGACCGCGAGAGCAACGAGCGAGGGGUCAAGUCUUUCAGUAUUCUGGACAUUCUGUCGCACAGACCCAAGGCGAAGAUCGUGCGCCCCUGGGACACGGUCGAGUCGAACCUCAAUCACCAUCAUCAUCGUCACCAUCUUCAUCAGCAGCAGCAGCAGUCGCAUCAGCAUCACCACUUGCAUCAUCAUCAUCAUCACAAUCAUUCCACCGCGCCCAGGGACCUGUCCUUGAUGGGCAUGUCCUUGGCGUCCAUGUCUGGCUCCAUCAGCGAGCCGCCCCUCAGCAGUUCGUCCUCCUCCGGGAGAAGUUCCGUCUCCGAUUCCGGAAGUCCGGACCCUCUGGCUCAUCACCAUCACGGUCUCCACCACGGCAUACACCCUGGUCUCCAUCACGCGGCGUUGCAGCAGCAACAGCAGCAGCAGCAGCAACAGUUUAAAAGGAAAACCGCGCAGCAGCACAGCUCGCAGAGCGGACACCACGGGAAAAGGACGACGGGUCAGGGAAGUCCCCUGGACGCUUUGUUCCAAAUGACCAGCAAAACCUUCGACGCCGGCGAGCACAGUCAAGAGCAAGCGAACCAUCUGAACCUGUUCAACAACCGGCAACAACCGAAGAAGAAGCGCAAGAGCAGAACGGCCUUCACGAAUCAGCAGAUCUUCGAACUGGAGAAGCGAUUCCUAUACCAAAAGUACUUGAGCCCAACGGACAGGGACGAGAUCGCUGCUCAACUGGGUUUGAGCAACGCUCAGGUGAUCACCUGGUUCCAGAACCGAAGAGCGAAGUUGAAGAGGGACAUGGAGGAGUUGAAGAAGGACGUGCAAACGGUUAAUCCGUUGCUGGUCGCUCAACACCAUAAAACCUUCCUGGAGAACGUACAGGACCUUGGCAUCCUCAAGAAGCGACCUCUGCCCAAUAGCAUGGACGAGAAAUCGUAGGGAACUGAUUACCUUGAAGGUCAUCGUCUGAAAACAGCGUUUGUUCUUUGGAAUAAGAGGUUCUUCAAGGGUUAAACGAUAGAGGUCGAUCGGGGGAUUGUGAAAUGUUGCGAAGGUGUUCCUGAGUGGAUUUUGAGGAUUUUGGAGGUUUUGGGUACACUUGUGAGCACUUGUGAGCAUUGGGGGUACUGUAAAAAAUUUAGAUCUACAAGCCAUGAAUUUUUAAGCUUCCUUUAUUCCAAGUUUGUGGAUUACUAAUUUGUACAUUUUGGAAUUCCCAAAUCACCAAAUUCUCAAGCUUCCAAAUUC
Molecule: messenger RNA, 3497 nt
Organism: Megachile rotundata (alfalfa leafcutting bee)
Lineage: Eukaryota; Metazoa; Arthropoda; Insecta; Hymenoptera; Megachilidae
Biological process (GO): regulation of transcription by RNA polymerase II
Cellular component (GO): nucleus
Molecular function (GO): sequence-specific double-stranded DNA binding; DNA-binding transcription factor activity, RNA polymerase II-specific
Source: RefSeq, a predicted model, not a curated record